Chlorella variabilis is the source of this 711-nucleotide messenger RNA. RefSeq lists its product as hypothetical. Gene Ontology annotation, molecular function: ubiquitin-protein transferase activity. Lineage: Eukaryota; Viridiplantae; Chlorophyta; Trebouxiophyceae; Chlorellales; Chlorellaceae. The transcript has 7 exons. Gene Ontology annotation, biological process: DNA damage tolerance; double-strand break repair via homologous recombination. The coding region runs from base 1 to 711 and encodes 236 amino acids. Gene Ontology annotation, cellular component: Smc5-Smc6 complex; nucleus. The record is from RefSeq and is a predicted model, not a curated record.
AUGCCUCCCAAGCGGAAGACGGCAGCAGGAGCAGCAGCAGCCGCAGCAGCCGCUGCCGGCGGCGGGGGGCGGGCGGCGGGCGGCGCAGAUGGCCUCGUCUACCGCCACUGCUUCCUGCAGGCCAUCAUGGGACGGCAGUACCUCAAGGAGAGCGACGCCAAGGAGCUGUACCGCCAAAUCACCGGCGCCGCGCACGACGGCAACUACCUGCACUUCAUGGCAGACAUCAACCAGCAGCUCAACUUUGCGCAGUUUGAGCUGCGGCGCGUGAAGUAUCCAGGCGACGGCGAGUGGUACCUCGGGUUUGUGAACCGCGAGGGCGAUGAGCCCAGCAAGCGGGCGACCAAGUACCGGGGCGCCAAGGACGGCAAGCCCGACACACGCAUCACAGCCUACUUCCGCGCACUGCUUGACCAGAUGGUUGCAUCCUCAGCGGCGGACCAGGGGCUUGGUUACCUGACCUCGCAGCAGGCGCUGUACAUACAGAUCAGCCCGGAUGCGGCCACGCAAGCAGAGGAAGAGGAGGCGGCGGCGGUGCGGCAGCAGGCGGAUGAGGUGCGCAAGCUGUCCAUGAAGGAGCGGGAGACGGUGCUGGCGCAGCUGGCGACAGACGGCUGGCUGGCGCACAUGCCCAGCAGGGCGGGCUGCUACACGCUCGGGCCGCGGUCGUUCCUGGAGUUGGCGCAGGCGCUGGAGGGCAUGGUGCACUGA